UAUACAGAGGAGGUUGUGCAGGCGCCGCUGCCCCCCCUCCGGCGCGUUCUCUCUGCUGUUUCGUUUCUAUUUUUUUUUAUGUGUUGUAUUUGAAGUUGCAGCCAGGAGCCUGGUAGGAGGGAGAGGGAGGACUCUGCUCUGCAGCCGACUCUGUUGCUCCUGCAGCCUGCAUGCGUCCGUGCGUGGCCUCGACUGGAGAAGCUUUUUUUUUUUUCUCUCCUCUCCAGUCAUUUGUUAUUGUUGUGAUUCUCUGGCUGCUCUGGACGGCAUGCGUGUCCGACAUGUGGCGCAGAAAUAGGCUGUAAAUGGAGAACGGUGAAUAUAGAGAGAGACGUAGGGAAAGGAGGAGGGGUGGGGGGUUAUUGUAAGACUGAAUACCAACAAACUGAGGCCAUAUGAUAAUGCGCGUGCGGGGGCUCUGUGUAUGCUUAAUCCCAUUUCCUUAUCCGGGGUUUGUCCUGGGGGCUCGCCAUUGGCCGGCCGCCGUCACGUGGCUUCUUAACUUUGUUCACUUGACAGAAAAGUAGGAGGGUUCAACGGAACAGGAAUAACCGAAGAGUAAAGGGAUGAGAUAUAAAUUUUAGUUAUAUAUUUUCCGAGUAGGUGCAAUUCCACAAAAAGACUGAAAUUAAUGGCCAUGAGCUCCUAUUUGAUCAACUCCAACUAUGUGGACCCGAAGUUCCCACCGUGCGAGGAAUACUCACAGAGCGACUAUCUGCCCAGCCACUCUCCGGACUAUUACAGCUCUCAGAGGCAGGAGCCUGCCGCUUUCCAGCCGGACUCCCUCUACCACCACCAUCAGCACCCCGCACACCCCCCGAAUCACAACCCGCACCGAGGCGAGCCGCCCUACACGCCGUGCCAGCGCGCGGGGCAGCCCGCCUCGGUGGUGAUGUCCCCCCGGGGUCACGUCGUCCCCCCGGCCGGGCUGCAGACCACCCCCGUCCCGGAGCAGAGUCACCGCUGCGAUUCGGUGACACCCAGCCCGCCUCCGUCUUGCGGUCAAACUCCCCACAGCCAAAGCGCUUCUUCCCCCGCGAGCAAUCGCAAGGACCCCGUCGUCUACCCAUGGAUGAAGAAAGUCCACGUAAACAUCGUGAAUCCAAACUACACAGGGGGGGAGCCGAAGCGGUCUCGGACGGCCUACACCCGCCAGCAGGUCCUGGAGCUCGAGAAGGAGUUUCACUACAACCGGUACCUGACGCGCAGGCGCAGGGUGGAGAUCGCGCACACGCUAUGCCUGUCAGAGCGGCAGAUCAAGAUCUGGUUCCAGAACCGGAGGAUGAAGUGGAAGAAGGACCACAAGCUGCCCAACACUAAGGUCCGCUCCGGGACAAACAGCGGCAGCAACACAAACUCCCAGGCCCUAACCGGUUCCCAGAACCGCUCCGCCGGACCUCUAUAGCCCGGCACUUUUGCUCUUUGUCUCACGUGUGUCGUCCGUUUUCCUAUACCCGAUUCCCAAACUGAACGUCAAACCGGCAGCCACGCUUGUAACCUCCGGAACCUGCACUUUGGACCGGAUUAACGCUUUUACUCUGGGAGGGAAGGAUGGAUGUCGCUGCCGCAUGUAUGGCCCUGUGCUGAUGUUACACACUGUUAUGACUUGGGAGGAUGGAGAGGGAGAUUUCCCACUCAUGAAAAAAAGAUAUGAACAAAAUGAACGAGGUGUCGAGGAAGGAGAGUGACAGAAAUGAAAAAAAGAUGCGAUCGCUUCUUUGCUUUCAUCCCCGCCAUUCUUCCCUCUCUGCGUCUCUUUCUCUGCUUUUUAUAUCUCUGUCUUUUUCUACCCCCCCUCUCUCCUGUCUGUGAGAGAGCAUAAGACAGUAGGCUGCCUAUAACGUGCUCCAGUGUGUGUGUGUGCGUGCGUGCGUGCGUGCGUGCGUGUGGUUCCUGUCCUUUUUUUUCUAUCCGAGACAUUUUUUUUGGUGAAGAUGGAUCCUCGUUUUCAUCUUUAAUCAUGCCAAACUCGGGCCCCAUUUGUCAUGUUUACUCUGCGGGUACAAAGCAAAGGGGUGAACCGCGGCUCUGCCCAUUACCCCUCGCGCCUACACCCCCCACCCUCAUCCCACCCCUAUACGUACCCCACCUCCAUCACACACACACGCACACACACACAAACACACACGCACACACACACCCUCCCACCCCACUCAAGCACUCAAACACGCACGUGUAAUAAAUUGAACUCUCGUUUCGUAUUAAGUAUUCUUACACACACACACACACACACACACACGCACACACACACACACACACACACACACACACACACACACACAAAUAAUAAUAAUAAUAAUUGUUUUGCUUCUGUUUCUGCUUUUGUGUUUGCGGUUCAUGACAAACUAGCCUUAGAGCUUUUACAAAUUGGACUGAUAGUCUUUUUGAAUUGAGUGUUGGUUGUUAAAUGUUGCACGCGGUCGUCGCUCAGGAUGACGUGCGUGUAGUUGUGUGGUCCGUUGAUUGUUCACGUUGUGUUCAUGUUGUGUACAGGGAAACAGACUGACAGGGUGAGUCCAUGAAGCCUAAACAAAGGACACUGACGUUGAAACCAAAUUCCUGGUACAAAUAGCCCAAGAUCACACUAUAAACGCAGCACUAUACAAUGUACUACCUAUUACCUCAGCUGUACUUAUAUAUAUAUAUAUAUUAUUAUUAUUAUUAUUUUGUAUUCUUAUUUUCUCUUACUCGUUGAAUGAAGUGACCGCUUUUCGAGCUUUUAUAUUUUUUAAAUUGUGUGACGAGUUAUUAUAAUAAUUAUUAUCACUACCUGCAAUACAGAAAAGGCGCUAUUCAUUUCUUCUAUGUGAAAAGUUAUUUAAUUCUAAGUGAAACGGUUCAAGCCAGAGACAUUCAGAAAAGCGAGGAGCUUUUUAUUGCAUGUCCGAAUGAUGUUGAUUCUUUUUCUCGUUGUCUCAUCUUUAUUGUGUCCGCACAUGAAAUGCGCGCACACCUCUCCUCUUCCUCCUCUCCGCUCCUUCCUCCUUGUACCACUUUUCUUCUGUAAUUGUAUUUUUCAGUUGAUGUUAUUUUUUUACAUUCCAAAGAUCAGCUUCUUCCUCAUUGAUGAUGAUGAUGAUAUGUAUGAUACCGGUAACUCAUAAUGAAUGUGUUACUUUCUCAGAAAUGUAAGUUGCUCCUUCCUCUGCUUAAGCCCACUCAGUGUCUACCUUCUUAUUUGUAAAUAGUCCAUUGAAAUUUAAAUAAAUGGCUGAAAAGUG
Messenger RNA from Paralichthys olivaceus (Japanese flounder), 3221 nucleotides. RefSeq names its product homeobox B4a (gene hoxb4a). The record is from RefSeq and is a predicted model, not a curated record. Gene Ontology annotation, biological process: anterior/posterior pattern specification; positive regulation of transcription by RNA polymerase II; embryonic skeletal system morphogenesis. Gene Ontology annotation, cellular component: nucleoplasm; nucleus. NCBI's taxonomy places the organism in Eukaryota, Metazoa, Chordata, Actinopteri, Pleuronectiformes, Paralichthyidae. Gene Ontology annotation, molecular function: RNA polymerase II cis-regulatory region sequence-specific DNA binding; DNA-binding transcription factor activity, RNA polymerase II-specific.